AUGCAGCAGAUGCUUCUCAAACACGUUUUGACAAUAACUUUCUUGUGUGCAGCAAAUGGGAUAAACGCCAAGAAAGGCAUUAAAUGUGGCGGAGUGCUCUCAGCACCACAUGGCAAUGUGUCAAGCCCAAAUUUCCCUGGACUCUAUCCUUAUGAUACAGACUGUAUGUGGCUUAUAGUGGUAACAGAAGGAUCCUCUGUUCUGCUCACCUUUCAUCACUUUGACCUGGAAUACCACGACGACUGUGAAUUUGACUACAUCAAGAUCUACAAUGGAGUCUCAGAAGACCAAGGAAACCUUCUUGGCAAAUUCUGUGGCACAAACUUCCCCCCACCAUUUACAUCAUCUUGGAAUGUCAUGACUAUAAUAUUUCACUCAGAUAACCAUGUGGCCAGCCAAGGAUUUUCUGCAAUUUACCAAAAAGAUGUUUGUGGGGGAGUGCUCACCGGCCUUUCUGGAUCUAUAACAAGCCCUGAUUACCCAGAGAAUUACCCCAACAAUGCUGAAUGUCACUGGGUCAUUCAGGCAACUUCAAAUUCUGUCGUCAAACUGAUUUUUGUUGACUUCCAGAUGGAAAAUGAUGAGCAGUGCAAUUUUGAUUAUGUGGCCAUCUUUGAUGGGCCCACUAUGGGGGAUACUCUUCUCAGUCACUAUUGUGGGAAUGUGAAGCCCCCAGAUAUGGUCUCUUCCACACAUGAACUACUGGUUGUAUUCAAAUCAGACUUUAACAUUGCAGGCAGAGGUUUCAAGGUGUAUUUCUUUUCAGGUGCAUGUCAGGAGGUGUAUACGGCCGUCAAAGGAAAUUUCUCCAGUCCUCAGUAUCCCAACUCUUACCCCAAUAAUAUCAAGUGUCACUGGACCAUCCAGCUGCCCCUAGGAUAUCGAAUCAAAGUCUUUUUCCUGGACUUGGAUCUCGAGGGGCGGAACAGCCUGACAGAUGGCUGUGAUUAUGACCAUCUGGCUGUGUUUGAUGGAGGCACCGAGAAGGCGUCUAUGCUGGGGAAGUGGUGUGGGAGAGAAACGCUGUCUCCUAUUAUAUCCAGUCGAAACAAACUGCUAUUGGUCCUUCACACGGAUAGGAACACAGCCAGCCGAGGCUUCUCAGUAGCAUACAUUGGAGUUGUCCCCAUGAAUAUCAGCUGCACACGGACAGAGUUUCAGAUCCAGAUCCCUAUGCAGUCACUGGCCCAGCUGGAGCGAAAUAAGAUAUAUUUAGGGAUCCCAUCCUGCCCUGCACAAGUGGUUGGCUUGAACUUUAGGAUACAUGCGAGGUUUGAAACCUGUGGUACAGAACCGCAGAAAAGAAAUAACACAUCUGUGAUUGUCAGCAUCCUAUAUAUUGACUUUUCGAAUGGAAAUGAAGAGGACGUUCACCGGUAUGAAGUGCAGUGUGAGCCUAAAAAGAAAGAGGCCUCUGUGAAUCUUAUCUCUGCCUCCGAUCCCUACAGGAUGAGCCAGUAUGCUGAGAACCUGUUAGAAUACCAACAAGAGGAGGUAGAAGCAGCAGAGGUAUAUGAGAGCAAAGGCCAGGACACCAGCGACAUUGUCUUCAUCAGCAUCUGUAUUCUUGCUGGCGUGCUUAUGGUAAUUGCUAUUGUUGGGUUAGUCUUGCUAUAA
Messenger RNA from Elgaria multicarinata webbii, 1617 nucleotides. RefSeq names its product CUB domain containing protein 2 (gene CDCP2). The transcript has 6 exons. The record is from RefSeq and is a predicted model, not a curated record. Bases 1 to 1617 code for a protein of 538 amino acids. NCBI's taxonomy places the organism in Eukaryota, Metazoa, Chordata, Lepidosauria, Squamata, Anguidae.